Messenger RNA from Camelina sativa (false flax), 3779 nucleotides. The record is from RefSeq and is a predicted model, not a curated record. Lineage: Eukaryota; Viridiplantae; Streptophyta; Magnoliopsida; Brassicales; Brassicaceae.
CACUUUGCUUUCUUCGUGCACUUGUAAAUCAAAAUAACCGUGUUCGUGUGUCUCUCUCUCUCCCCCGACUUUUGAAUUUUCCCCUUAGAUUGAUUUGUCUUCCAUUGCGAUCCUCUAGAUCGUCCAACGAUUUCGUCUUCUUCAGACUAAUCGGAUUCUCAUCGGAAUUCCCCGGGGAUAUAUAAUUAAGCAUCCCGUAAUUUCACGCGACCAGAGACGGAAUUUUGUUUUGGUAGAUCUUGAAUUCAACGAUCGAAUUGAGUAAUUGGAGGUUUGAAGAGAUCAGGAAAAAAAAAUGGCAUCUGAGCAGUUGAUGUCUCCCGCCAGUGGUGGAGGACGAUACUUUCAGAUGCAGCCUGAGCAGUUUCCUUCGAUGGUCUCUUCGCUCUUCUCUUUCGCCCCGGCUCCUACUCAGGAGUCUAAUCGUAUUUUCGAAGAAUUACCCAAGGCUGUUAUCGUCUCCGUCUCUCGUCCUGAUGCCGGCGAUAUUAGCCCCGUACUCUUGUCUUACACAAUUGAGUGCCAAUAUAAGCAGUUCAAGUGGCAACUUGUUAAAAAAGCAUCUCAAGUAUUUUAUUUGCAUUUUGCAUUGAAGAAACGUGCUUUUAUUGAAGAAAUUCACGAGAAGCAGGAACAGGUUAAAGAAUGGCUUCAAAAUCUAGGAAUAGGGGAUCAUGCACCCGUUGUGCAAGAUGAAGAUGCUGAUGAAGUUCCGCUGCAUCAAGAUGAGAGUGCCAAAAAUAGAGAUGUUCCUUCAAGCGCUGCUUUGCCAGUCAUUCGUCCUUUAGGCAGACAGCAGUCCAUAUCAGUUAGAGGAAAGCAUGCGAUGCAAGAAUAUUUGAAUCAUUUUCUAGGGAAUCUUGAUAUUGUCAAUUCACGGGAGGUUUGCAGGUUUUUGGAGGUCUCGAUGUUGUCAUUCUCACCAGAGUAUGGGCCCAAAUUGAAAGAAGACUAUAUUAUGGUAAAACAUCUACCGAAAAUUUCAAAGAGUGAUGAUGAUUCUAAUAGAUGCUGUGGAUGCUGUUGGUUCUGUUGCUGCAAUGAUAAUUGGCAAAAGAGAAUUGAAAGAGCCAUAGUUUUUGCGUAUACUUGGUGGAAAUUUGUGUAUUNUGUGGAUGUAUCACUAGCAGUAGAACUGAAGGAUCAUAAUCCUUUGCGGCAUGCAUUUAAGGUAACAUCUGGAAACCGGAGUAUAAGAAUAAGGGCAAAGAGUAGUGCAAAAGUUAAAGAUUGGGUGGCUUCUAUUAACGAUGCUGCGCUAAGACCUCCUGAGGGUUGGUGCCAUCCCCAUCGCUUUGGCUCAUAUGCUCCCCCAAGGGGUUUGACGGAUGAUGGAAGUCAGGCCCAGUGGUUUAUAGAUGGUGGAGCAGCUUUUGCAGCCAUUGCUGCAGCCAUUGAAAAUGCUAAAUCUGAGAUUUUCAUCUGUGGCUGGUGGGUGUGCCCAGAACUCUAUCUUAGGCGCCCUUUUGACUCGCAUACUUCUUCCAGACUUGACAACUUGUUGGAGAAUAAAGCCAAGCAAGGAGUUCAGAUAUACAUCCUACUCUACAAAGAGGUUGCUCUUGCUUUAAAAAUCAACAGUGUAUAUAGCAAACGCAGGCUUCUUGGCAUUCAUGAGAAUGUGAGGGUACUUCGUUAUCCUGAUCAUUUCUCAAGUGGUGUCUACCUCUGGUCACACCACGAAAAACUGGUCAUCGUCGAUAAUCAGGUUUGCUUUAUUGGAGGGCUGGACUUGUGUUUUGGCCGGUAUGACACGUUUGAACAUAAAGUUGGAGAUAACCCUUCUGUGACAUGGCCUGGAAAGGACUAUUAUAACCCCAGAGAGUCUGAACCCAAUACUUGGGAGGAUGCUCUUAAAGAUGAACUAGACCGUAGAAAACAUCCACGGAUGCCUUGGCAUGACGUGCAUUGUGCUUUAUGGGGACCACCUUGCCGUGACGUGGCUAGGCACUUUGUUCAACGCUGGAACUAUGCUAAGAGAAACAAAGCACCGUAUGAGGAUUCAAUUCCGCUUCUUAUGCCCCAGCAUCAUAUGGUUAUACCCCACUACAUGGGAAGGCAAGAGGAGUCAGACAUUGAAUGCAAUAAAGAAGAAGACAGCUUUAAAGGGAUUAGAAGAGAUGAUUCAUUUUCUUCUAGAUCAUCUUUGCAGGACAUUCCAUUACUUUUGCCUCAAGAACCUGUUGAUCAGGAUGGUUCGAGUGGGGGGAAUAAAGAAAAUGGAACAAACAAUAGAAAUGGUCCUUUCUCUUUCCGGAAAUUGAAAGUUGAACCAGUUGAUGGAGAUACUCCUAUGAGGGGAUUUGUAGAUGAUCGUAAUGGGCUAGAUCUUCCAGUAGCAAAGCGUAAGUCUAAUACGAUAGAUUCAGAGUGGUGGGAAACACAAGAACGUGAUUAUCAGGUUGGGUCGCCAGAUGAGACUGGGCAAGUCGGUCCGAGAACUUCAUGCCGCUGUCAGAUUAUACGAAGUGUCAGUCAGUGGUCUGCUGGAACAAGCCAAGUUGAAGAGAGUAUCCAUUCUGCUUACCGUUCUCUCAUUGACAAAGCUGAACAUUUUAUCUACAUUGAGAAUCAGUUUUUCAUAUCAGGCCUUUCUGGAGAUGACACAAUAAAGAACCGUGUCUUAGAAGCAUUGUACAAGAGGAUUUUGCGUGCCCAUAACGAGAAGAAAAGUUUCAGGGUUGUUGUUGUUAUACCUCUCCUCCCAGGUUUCCAGGGAGGUAUUGACGACAGUGGUGCAGCAUCUGUUAGAGCCAUAAUGCAUUGGCAGUAUCGAACCAUAUACAGGGGACAGAACUCAAUACUGAAUAAUCUUUACAAUACUAUUGGCCCAAAGGCUCAUGAGUAUAUUUCCUUCUACGGCCUCAGGGCAUAUGGUAAACUUUCUGAGGAUGGACCUGUCGCCACUAGUCAGGUGUAUGUUCACAGUAAAAUCAUGAUAAUUGAUGACCGUGCCGCAUUGAUUGGAUCUGCCAAUAUCAACGACCGGAGUUUACUUGGCUCAAGGGAUUCUGAGAUCGGAGUACUAAUCGAAGACACAGAGUUAGUAGAUUCCCGCAUGGCAGGAAAGCCAUGGAAGGCUGGAAAAUUUUCUUCAAGUCUUAGGCUCUCUCUGUGGUCCGAGCACCUUGGACUUCGUAGUGGAGAGAUCGAUCAGAUUAUGGAUCCCGUCUCUGAUUCAACCUACAAGAAUAUAUGGAUGGCAACUGCAAAGACAAACACAAUGAUAUAUCAGGAUGUCUUCUCUUGUGUGCCCAAUGAUCUCAUCCAUUCAAGAAUGGCCUUCAGACAAGGGAUAUCGUACUGGAAAGAGAAACUGGGACACACAACGAUUGACUUGGGAAUAGCACCGGAGAAGCUGGAAUCUUACCAUAAUGGAGACAUCAAGAGGAGCGAUCCAAUGGACAGACUAAAGUCGGUAAAGGGACAUCUCGUCUCAUUUCCUUUAGAUUUCAUGUGUAAAGAAGAUCUAAGACCUGUCUUCAAUGAGAGUGAAUACUACGCCUCCCCUCAAGUCUUCCAUUGAGAUCAUACCUCAAUUCUUGAUCGCGGAUUUUAUUCAGUGAUCACUCUACACGAAGAGAUAUUUCAUUGCUACCUUUAACCAUUUCAUCUCAUAUGUUUAUGAGAAAAAAUUAAAGAUGUUUGUAUAGGGAUACGAUAUGUGGAAUCAGGAGGAAACGAACUCAGAAGAGAAGCCAUUUUGCUAGAUUUUUGGUUUCUCUCUUCCGAGGUAAAGUAAAAAAAAAAAAGAAGAAACAGGUCAAGUUAAAUAUUUA